AUGGAAGAAGGAGGCGGAUUGUCUGAACCAGGGGAGAGGCCGAUGAUCUCCCCCAGAUCCGAUGGGUGCCUACCUCCCGCUCCCCCUGAGACUGGCAUCCGCGAGCCCAGUUCCCCGGGCCAGAACCCUGCAUGCAUGGGCAAAUUCGGUCUGUGGCGGUCUCACUCUGUCGCUGAAAGCAAAAGUAUUUCAAAAAUUCACUCGUCCGCCGGCGAGGAGCCCGCACGUCCAGUAUGGCGCGGGGACCGGGGCGGCCGCUUUUUGGGCCCAAGACUAUCGAAGAGAUCGCAGAGCAAAGGCAUCACCUCUGACAUUUCAACUGCAUCGGGAAGUCGGGAAGGAAGACAUUUUACUGUUGGAAACGUGGGUCAAAAUGGAAAAAUAUACCUCAGGCCCGUGCCUAUUUCGAAGCAGGCUUUCCAUACUCGAGGACGCUCUCAACCCCCGGGACACGGACACACCAAGCACGUAAAAAGCUUACAACCGAUGCCGCAGAGCGAAGAUGUUCGACACAGCUUUUGGUCUAAUUCACAGAUGUCCGAUUUACGACCUCAGCAUAUUCAAGAAAGCAGUCUGGGCGGCAGAACAGUCCGGGAUGGCAUGGCUGGUUCAUACCACCACGGCUCUCAGUUAAGCAGACGGCAUUCCCUUUCCACAAUCGGGGAUGAAUAUCAUCCGUCGCCUUCGAGGAACCGUGGGGAGUUGAGGAUUGUGAUUGAGCGACCUGAUACCGAAGAAUUUAAACCACACGGUAAAGUCGAAGUUCCUUCGUUGGAGAUGUCUAUCCCCCAUUAUAGGCUUGGAGGCUUCAGGUUUACACCUGGAGGUACACCAAUGCUCCGCAGUUCAGCAUAUACUCGAACUUCUGUCUCAGAUAAUUUCCGGUCAUCUACAUUUAUGAGAGCUGACGAUCCUGAAGUGCCCUCUAUUCCUAGCGAAAUCCCGUCCAGCGGCCUGUCAUCUUAUACCCCGCCGCUCUUUCCCUCCCCUCGUGCUUUGAGCGGGAUCAAUACAUCUCCAGCCCAGUCCAGCGUCUUCUACAAGCUGAAGGAGCCAAUAGACCCGUCAGUCUUCGACCACUUGAUGCUGAUUAUGGACGAUGUUUCGGUGGUACGAUAUGCAAAGGAAACCAAGCAAGUCACCGCUGCAACCCCGGCCCGUAUUGUCGCCCAAAUCUCGUCAGAAUCGUUCAUGGACUAUGAGCUCGUGUCUGACUUCUUCUUGACGUUUCGCUCCUAUCUAUCACCGAGUAAUCUGCUCUCGCUACUGCUAGCAAGGCUCCAGUGGGCAAUCAACCGCCUCGAAGACGACGGUAGAAUCAUCCGAAUUCGCGUAUUCGCGGCCUUAAGACACUGGAUCUUGAAUUAUUUCGUUGACGAUUUUGUGUCUAAUCGCGAUUUGCGAAUUCAGUUCUGUGGCCGGCUUAACCACAUGUACGAGGAGAUAAAGCAUAGGAGUAAGAAUAGUCACAGCGACCUCAAAAUUCUGAUAGAUUUGAAGAAGUGUUGGAACGGCAGAUGCUCCCUUUACUGGGACGCACAAGAAUCCGCAGAUAGGAAAGAUCCUGAUGAACCUGUCGUUCCCGGCGGCAUCGAAGGUAGCAAUGAUGGAGAGCUCAGUUCCAGAGAUCUGGAGGAGAUUGGCCAUAAUUUUGAAAAUGUGCUAGGGAUGCGUGUGCAACCACCGGUUUCUGCCCGGCCCUUCUCGCCAGCGGCGGGAAACUUGGAUUCUCGAAAUCAGCAAGCAUCGCCUGAACCUGUCGUUGAACGCCGAACAUCGCCUUUGAGCCCCAGCACCAUUCAGCCGGACUCUUGCUCGUUCCCGCACAUUAUCCCAAAACGAAAUUCCUUUCAAUCUAACCAAGCUGAAGCUCCCCACCCUGUGGUUUUAGCGUCGCCGAAAUUUGGUUCUCCUAUUUCCCCUGGACAAUUUGCGUUUCCUCCCAUGCCUCCGAUCUGGCGUCGACCAAUGCACUCUCACAAGCGCAGUGGCAGCUUCUCAGAUUCCGUCCGCGAUGAUCGAGCGCCGCUGCCGCUGUCCAGCGUCGACUCUCACGGACAGCCUCCGUUCCAGAUGCUGCCUCACACAGAGAACAUGAUCAGAGGGAACGUAUACGGCCCUCCCGAGCCUCUCUUGGUCUCUUUCGGCCCUCCAUCUCCUAAUUUUGAGGUUCCACCGACGGGAUUUGGAAGACAAGAUACAACUACCCGAUCGGAUCGGCCAAAGCAGUCGGGCCCGGCUGUGAAAGCGUUUAUUGGAACGCUGCGGCGUGCUCUGCAAACCAGGCCGUCUGGACAAGGCCCUUCUCGCGGAAUAAGCCCGAGCGAAUCACGAGGAAAAACGUCACCCUUGCCUAAAAAUGUGUCCUUCCGUCCUGACGGUUAUAGGGGCAAGGGAGGAACGCAUUCGCAGAGCAAUACACGUGUGGAUCUGCUUUGCGAGGAGGCAUAUUUAUCUUACCGAAAACUGUUAAAGGAGUCGGAGCUUUCACGGCCAUCAAUGGACCAGGGAACUGCACGCUCUGCGCCAUCCGAUACACAAAAGGAGCGUCAUCUUUCUGGUGAUAUGCCUGCUAAUCCGAACUAUCUUGCAGCCUCACGACGUGAUAGCAUUCCUAGUCAAUUGACAACGGGAAGCAAAUCCAUCGUGAUAGUGGACGAUACUCGUACUGGAACACCGAUAAUGCCAAGUAGGCUGCAGAUAUCUUUACCUCCGACAAGAUAUGAUCCGUCUAAACCCGCUAGGAGCUAUUCACCAUCGCGCGAUGUAGGUUCGAAGCCCUUCAUACCUUCAGGCACGAUUAGACACAGUCCGUGCUAUGGGGAGUCCUUUACAACCAUGUUUGGAUCAAAGGCUCCCGAAUCGGGACGGGAAUCCUUGGUAACUUGCGGCGAAAGCAAUCGCGGAGUCAACAAGAUAUUCCACAAUAUUCGAAAGUACGCAUCUCAUGAAAGUGUGAUGAAUAGACAUAAACCUGGUUCCGAUAUUGAGAGCGUGAAUCGGUCCGACAUUUCGCAGAAAUCCAGCCUCAAGCCCCGUGGCCCCACGCUUCGUCGACGACGGGGUGGAGAUCUACGAAAGAUGCAGAACGAGACCGAAUCAGUGCCUAGAAGCAAAGCAUCCUCAGCCGCUGAUGAUAUGACGGAAACCAGUUCAAUGGGCGGUUCCAUGCUACAAAUGGCAAAUAAAAUACAUUUCAACGAACGAAAUAAAGAAGCUGCCAAUCGAGCCCAUCCUCGUCAGCGCCACUCUCUGGAUGAAUCGCGGCAUCUGCGUCGGUCUUUUGAGGCUACAGUGGCUGGGUUUGCUAAAAUACCCGACGAUGGUGACGGAGGUAUCGAGUCAACGUUGCUGAAGCUAGAGGGCAAAUGGGAAACGCAGUCACCUAUCUGUGGACAGCAGGGUGAUUCUAACGCCCGUGUCGAUGGGAGUUGCAAGCUUAGAGCGCCAGGAGCGUCUACGCUUGGAUCCAGUGAACAUGGAGCUUCGAGUACAUCCGGGGUUCGAAUCAGCUCGUAUGUUGAAUCUGAGGAUUCCUACUGCUCCGUUCCACUUCUUGAACGUGGCUUGGCCGAUGACUCAAUGAAAAGCCCGCGGCUGUACGAUGCUGAUUCAAAUACCAACUCGCAGCCGCAGCUCAGUGGCCAGGAACAACUUCCAUCAACAGAAACCGAGCCCUCUCUAUCAAUUGAAAUGGUAGAAAAGACGGAUAGCAUGCAACAACUUCCGCAUCACUCGAGGUAUAUGAAGAGCCGUAGUACCUCUGCUCACCCUUACGGCAAUGAACUUGAAAUUGACGACUAUGCCUCCGAGCUGUCAUCGGAGAUUUCGAUAGAUGUCAUUAAUGGUGCCGAAGCAGCCGGCCCAUCCAACAGAAACGGCCAUGGUGCCUCUCCAAUCAUGGCCUUUGCAACUCUCGGAGUUCCUACGCAUCCGCUCGCUGAUCCACCAUCGCCACCGAUAACUUUGGGAUAUCAAGGUAACAGGACAUCUGAUGUAUACCCGACAAGCCUGCAACAGCAGCCUUUGACUCCCGAGGUGUCUCCCAACAGUAUGGCCUUGAGGAGAACUUCUGGAGGUGUGAAACACAUACGCUCUCAUCCAGACAAUAGUCAACGUAACGGAGAGACACACCUUCAGGGUUCGCCCACUGGAGCACUUACGGGCCCUGGCCAUACGCCGUUUAUCCUAGCAUAUGAUUCAGAACUUCUCGCUCGACAGUUUGCUAUCGUGGAGCAGGCUGCUUUGAGCGAGGUGGAUUGGAAGGACCUGGUUGAUAUGAAAUGGAGUCAUUCAUCGCAAACAACGCUCAACUGGGUGAAUUAUCUGGCGGACCAAGAUCGCAAAGGCAUCGAUAUGGUUGUUGCUCGGUUCAACCUCAUGGUGAAAUGGGCGUUGUCGCAGAUUGUUAUGACAACAAAUCGGGCCUUGCGAGCAAGCACAAUCACCAAACUCAUCCAUGUGGCUGUUUAUUCGCGGAGGAUCCGCAACUACGCUACGAUGCUGCAGAUGACGAUAGCAUUGUGUUCGAUCGACUGCACUAGGCUUGUCAAGACGUGGGAGCUUGUUCCCGAUGGCGAGAAGCAGCUGCUCAAGGAGAUGGAACGCUUGAUUCAGCCCACCCGAAACUUUCACAAUCUACGGUCUGAAAUGGAGACUUGUAAUCUACAGGAAGGCUGUAUACCGUUUGUCGGCCUAUAUGUUCAAGAUCUCACUUACAACGCCCAAAAACCAGCUCAGAUCGCAGGCACUCGCGACGGCGAGCCGCUAGUGAAUUUCGAGCGAUAUCGCACAGCUGCGUCGAUCGUUAAGAGCUUGCUUCGGCUAAUAGACUCGAGUACAAAGUACAACUUCGAGCCUAUAUACGGUCUGGUUGAAAGAUGUCUUUGGAUUGCAUCUUUGACAGACGACAGAAUUAUCACCCUCAGCAAGGAGCUCGAAUGA
Messenger RNA from Coccidioides immitis RS, 4944 nucleotides. RefSeq names its product low temperature essential protein 1. NCBI's taxonomy places the organism in Eukaryota, Fungi, Ascomycota, Eurotiomycetes, Onygenales, Onygenaceae. Gene Ontology annotation, cellular component: plasma membrane. The coding region runs from base 1 to 4944 and encodes 1647 amino acids. Gene Ontology annotation, molecular function: guanyl-nucleotide exchange factor activity. The transcript is spliced from 3 exons. Gene Ontology annotation, biological process: positive regulation of GTPase activity; Ras protein signal transduction. The record is from RefSeq and is a predicted model, not a curated record.